Ruditapes philippinarum (Manila clam) is the source of this 1080-nucleotide messenger RNA. RefSeq lists its product as uncharacterized. The transcript has 3 exons. The coding region runs from base 239 to 856 and encodes 205 amino acids. The record is from RefSeq and is a predicted model, not a curated record. NCBI's taxonomy places the organism in Eukaryota, Metazoa, Mollusca, Bivalvia, Venerida, Veneridae.
AUACGUUUUACUUUAUGAAAAGGUAUAUUGAAGCAUGACUUGUUGACGCCCUAGUAACGUUGCAAUAACUGGACUUAUUCAAGUAUAUUAAUGAAGAUGGUUCUUCUGAUUUGUACUGAUAUUCUAUGAUAGCUCGAAAUUUGAGGAAAUAUGGCUCAUCACUUCAAACGAUUUAAAAUAAAAUUCUAACGACUGACUGGUUUCUUAUUUGAAUUUUACGGUUGCCUGCAUUUCAGAAAUGCCACUAAAGAAGGGGAUAGUGGGUUUAAUUCCGGCAGCAAUCGUUAUCUUGUUUUUAUCAUUAGCCAUUGGUGUGACUAAAUGGCAGGACAAGGUUGAUGAUUUGACGGUUUAUAUUGAGCAUGAAAGAUAUGCUGAUUUAUGGGAAUUCUGCAACCGGACAAUUUUGACUUAUUCUAAGUCGACGGGUUCUGGUCUGGGGUCUGAAACAGUCAGGGAAACGUCGCCAACAUCAUGCGCCGACAUUGCUGACGUCUUCACAGCCAGGAUGACUAAGUUCAACAAUAUAGUAAAGAAUGUAAUGUUUGCUGCUCUUGCCUGUAUUGUUAUAGCCUGCCUGGGAAUCUUGGUGAAGUAUUUCAUAUUGAAGGAAUGGAUACACGAGAAAUUACAGAUCAGACUUGGUUUUAUAUCUGCUGCCAUGGCUUUUUUCUCAGGUGCUCUAGCUAUAGUGGCGUUCGGUGUGUAUAACGUUGAAGUUAAAUAUGAAGGAUUUACUCCCCAUGCCGGUUUUUAUCUGACCUUGACAACAGGAAUAUUAUCGUGGAUAUCUUCGGUUUUGUUUCUUUCGAGUAGCCUUUGUAUUGGAGCGAGCAUGUACCCGGAUAUGACGUAAUAGGUUAUGUCGAUACAGAAGAAUUUCUUUCACCAAUAAUAAACUGCAUUUACAAAACAUUUUGCUGGAACAAAAUGUUACGUUAAGAUAGAUAUAAAAAGCGUGACCUGAUUUAUUGCUAUUCAUUGUGAAAUAAUUGAAUUCAUUUUUCUUUAAUGUAUAUUUAGUAAGCAAAUAAAAAUUUAUGAUAUUAUCAUAUGGUUUGUAUGUUAUUGAAAAAUAGU